UUGCAGCCCAGAUGACCGCAAAAUAGGAAGACGGUCCAAUGGGCACAGCUGCAAGCAGCGAGAAUAGCUGGCUAAACAAGCGAGAUAGCUCAUUCUUGCUUGAGCGAUGUUCUAGGCUGGGCGCGCCGUACGUCAACACAACACGACCCGCCCUGAAGCACACGGCCAGCCUAACAGAACACUGGCCAAAACAGGUCUCGAAGUCGGGCCGCAAAGCUAUAAGAAGUGGCCCCUUUCGCCCUCCAAUCCUUUCUCCCCAUCAACUCACUCCUCUCUCUCUCUCUCCCUCUCCCACUUUCCACUCCCACAAACCACACUCUUUGGCCCUCGCCUAAUCCUCGCUUCAACUUCAAGAUGCAGUUCUCCACCGUUGUUGCUUUCUUCGCCGCCGCCGCCGUUGUCGCCGCUGCCCCCAACGCUCCCUCGUCGAGCAGCACGGGCUCGUGCUCGACCGGCAAGGUCCAGUGCUGCUCCACCACCGUGAGAUUCCACGACGGUGCUGAGGCCAAGAAGACCGCUGCUCUCCUCGGCCUGAACGACCUCGCUGGCAUGAUCGGCAUCCAGUGCCAGGACGUCCCCAUCAACAUCAUCGGCGCUGCCGUCAACGUUGACAACCACUGCAAGAGCAGCCCCGUCUGCUGCACUGGCUCGGAGUACAACGGUCUCGUCCAGACCGGCUGCACCAACGUCCCGGUCAACUAAGCGCGCGUUGGCACUUGCUCCCUCUGCAAUCUUCCUUCGCUUUCUUGCUUAGACAGGACAAUACCUAUUUCCCCCCUUCCCCACUCUCUCCCCAGA
Molecule: messenger RNA, 798 nt
Organism: Acaromyces ingoldii
Lineage: Eukaryota; Fungi; Basidiomycota; Exobasidiomycetes; Exobasidiales; Cryptobasidiaceae
Exons: 3
Coding region: 355-702 (115 amino acids)
Cellular component (GO): fungal-type cell wall
Molecular function (GO): structural constituent of cell wall
Source: RefSeq, a predicted model, not a curated record